GAAGCGUUGCGAGGAUUCCGAAAACACCUGGGAACCGGAGAAAAAUCUCAACUGCCAGGAUCUUCUGGAGAAAUCUGCACGCGAGGAGGGCGAGAAGCGGGUCAGCCACGACAAGCGAACAUGGAUCGGGUCGUAGAAGAUGGGGGGCCCUCCGGUGAUUCAGGCCAAACGAACGAAGGCCAAAAACGGAUUCAAAAAGGUUACGUGGCGGAGAAGUUGGAAGGAGUGCCCGAAGAGGACGGCGAACGGACGUUCCUGGUUCGUUGGAAGGGAGUCGACGAGGUGGAACUGGUCCAGUCCAGGAUGGUCCGCCUGCACGUUCCGGCGCUGGUGAUUUAUUUCUAUGAGAGCCGUAUCAUCAACGCGGCCAAGAUAAGCGUGCAGUAGAAGUUUAAGUGAUACAAUGUUGAAGA
Messenger RNA from Culex pipiens pallens (northern house mosquito), 413 nucleotides. RefSeq names its product heterochromatin protein 1-like. The record is from RefSeq and is a predicted model, not a curated record. The transcript is spliced from 2 exons. Gene Ontology annotation, cellular component: nucleus. NCBI's taxonomy places the organism in Eukaryota, Metazoa, Arthropoda, Insecta, Diptera, Culicidae. The coding region runs from base 121 to 387 and encodes 88 amino acids.